CUCUUGGGGUCACAAUGGGCAGAGCUGGACCACACUUGCAUGCAGCCUUGCAAGUGUCUGUCCUCUGCAAGGCCAGGGCCAGAUGGGGUCCGAGAGUCCAGCCUGCCGCCAAGUGCGUUUCCUCAGAUUCACCAGACCGAGGCCAUCCCUUGAGGUGGUGCCCCGUCCCAGGAUGGCCGCGGGCGCCCUCCUGCCGUGCCCCAUGUCCCGGCUGGACUUCCUCAAGGCCUCGCACUUCCAGCUGGGGCCGGACCCGCGGCUGCGGCGGGGCGUCAUGCAUUCCACGUCGCACCGAGACUUCCCCGCAUACCCGGUGGCCCCCCGCGCGCAGCCAACCCUGGUGCUGCCGGACAAGCGGCUCUUGCAAGCGGACGAGCGCUGUGGGCACUCGGAGUUCUUGUCGGAGGCGCGCCGCGCGUUCUCGCCGCCGUGCGCGCCGCCGCCGGAGCACCAAAGGGCGCGCAAGCUCGCCAUGCUGGCCAGCAACCUGCGCGUGCACGAGGACGCGCGCACCAGCUCCAGGUUCUCCAACGCGCGCGCCGCCUACGGCUGGCCGGAGCUGCCCGCGCGCGCCCUAGAGAAGAUCCGAGGCGCGCGCCUCAUCUUCGACCGUGACUCGGUGCCUCCAGGAGACCCGGACAAGCUGCGCAUCCCGGCCACCACGCACCAGGAGCUCUUUCCGCCCCACGACGCGUGCCCGCUGCCCCGCGCGCCCUGCAGCCACCUGGGGGGCCCCAACAUCCUCACCUGGGACUACAUGAGACAGGAGGGGACUUCCUACCAGAAACAGUUCCAGGCCCUGCCGGGCCCACCUGCCUCGAUGUGUAAGAGGGCCGCCUCCACGGUGGAAUUUGGAGACUGUAAGACUGGUUAUGGCCUCCUGUGUUCGGAGCAGAAACAGGCGUACAGGCCCCAGGGCCUGCCCCCAGACAGGUAUGACAAGGCGCAGGCCGCGGCCCACAUCCACUAUGUCAACAUCCGUCCCGGAGACGGCCUCUUCCACGACAGGACCACCGCAGCGGAGCACUUCUAUCCCCGGGAGCCAGGGCCUUUUGUUUUGCACCACAGUCAGACUCCAGAGUCGCACAUCCUGAAAGGAAAUUGGUGCCCCGGCCCUGGCUCUCUGGCCACCCUCAUGAAGUUCUUCUACGGCCAGCCGCCGCCCCCGACCCUGCCACCCUACCGCCACGAGCACCAACAGAACUUUGAAAGUCACAUGACCCUAGGAGAGUCCAAGCUGCUUGGACACUACUUCCACACCACUAUGGGCUCGGACUACUACCCCUUUGAGACAGAUCCGGCAUGGGCGCAGAAAGCGCCCAUCCUCCACCUGCAGCCGAGCAACCUGCCCCAGGGCACCAGAGUGCAAAUACAGCCACAUGGAGCCCCCGCUGGGCAGACUGCGCUUCCUCUCAACCCAGCACAGGGACGAGUUUCCCGUCAAGUAUCAGGGCCCAGCAGUGCUGAGAAUGGGCAUACCGCCGGAGGAGAGUCACGUGCCACUGGGCAUGCCUCUCCAGAAGGGCUGCAGGGAGAAGAUAGACCCUCAGGCCCCCCAAUCCCCUACGUACCCCUGCCCCAGCCAGCAAUAAACAUCAUCCUGGCAACAUCCCACCCCUCCCCAUCAGUCGGCCACAAGAGAGGAUGCUUGGAUGGGUGGGGACCGGAGCAAGGAGUAACUCUCUCAUUAGAAAUGAGAAGUAGACGCACUUGUCUGGGGUCAUGGAGGGGGCUUCCCUUCUGAAGAUGAAGAUGAGGAGAGGGGAGGAAGGCCAGGGUGCAGGGAGAAGCUUUCAGUGGUGGAGAGGCUGUUCAAGGGCAUGGACGGACACAGGUGACAGUGGCCCAGCAGUGUCCUCCGUGGUGGGCAGACUGGACAGUGCAUGGUGGUGCACUGGCUGGCGGCGUCCAGGGGCAAAUGGACAAAAGCCAUCAGGACAUGGUGAUGUCCAAAGGAGUAAGUGUCCAGCGAGGGACAAAAUGAAAAAGGUCGGGCCGGGCGCGGUGGCUCAUGCCUGUAAUCCUAGCACUCUGGGAGG
Microcebus murinus (gray mouse lemur) is the source of this 2039-nucleotide messenger RNA. NCBI's taxonomy places the organism in Eukaryota, Metazoa, Chordata, Mammalia, Primates, Cheirogaleidae. The record is from RefSeq and is a predicted model, not a curated record.